AUGACCAUCAUGGAGUCUGUUUCAUCAUCAGAGAACCACGACAUUGUCGUCAACGGCGGCGACCAGAACCGAGACUAUUACUCGAAACCGGAGCUCGUCACAGCCGUCGGAACAACUCCCGCAACACCGGACGACGAAAUGGUCGAGUCAGGUACCACUACAAUGCAUAUGUACUCGGAGCUCAGCAGUCGGGAUCAAAUGCAAUAUGGCAAGACCAAGCGCGGCCUGUCUUCUCGACAUAUGCAACUUAUCACCAUCGGCUCGUCUAUCGGGACGGGUAUGUUCCUGGGUAUUGGCAGCGCCCUGGCCCGGUCGGGUCCCCUGAGCGUCUUUCUGGGAUUCACAUUCUUCUCGGCCUUUGUCCUCUUUCCUCUGAUGAUGUGUGCCGCCGAGCUGUGUUCGUGGCUCCCCAUCAGAGGCAGCAUCUUUCAAUUCGCCGAUCGGUACGUCGAUCCUGCCUUAGGAUUUGCGAGCGGUUACGUCUACUGGUACGGGGCUCUUAUGUUGGUCUGUUCCGACUUUACUGGUACUGUUUCCGUCAUUCAGUUUUGGGACGACAAGACCAAUCCAGGAUACUAUGUGUUACUCACAUUGGGAAUUUCAAUCCUAUUGAACUUAGUGGCAGUUCGCUGGUAUGGGGAGAUUGAAUUCGUCACGGCCAGUUUCAAAAUCCUACUUAUGCUCGGCCUGAUCUGCGCCACCUUUAUUACCAUGCUGGGCGGAAAUCCCAACCAUGACCGAUAUGGCUUCCGCUACUGGAAAACUCCUAUGAAAGAAUACCUCGAGCAAGGCGCCCUAGGUCGGUUUCUGGGCUUUUGGCGUGUUCUUAUAUAUGCUGGUUUCGCGUGUGGUGGUCCUGACGUUAUCAUGAUGUGCUCUGGCGAAGUGCAAAACCCGCGCAAGGUGAUUCCAGCAGCGACACGCAAGAUCUAUUUUCGGUUAGGUCUUUUUUAUAUUGUCGGCACGCUCGCGCUGGGGGUCAUCUGCGACGCAUCGAGCCAGGAGCUGGUCGACGCGCUGACCUCAGGGAGUUCGGGUGCAGCGGUAUCGCCGUGGGUGAUCGGGCUGCGGUCGCACGGGGUGAACGGUCUAGCAAACUUUGUGAACGCGAUCGUGCUGACAUCGGCGUGGUCGUGUGGCAACGCAUACGUGUAUUCCGCGACGCGGACACUGUACGCCAUGUCGAUCAACAACAAGGCCCCGAAAAUCUUCCGCAAAUGCUCCAAGGCCGGCGUGCCCGUAUACGCGCUGGGCGUGGUGGGGCUGAUCUCAUGCAUCACCUUUCUCAACUCCAGCAACUCGACGUCGACCGUGUUGAACUGGUUCAUCAACCUGUCGACCGUCUCCUUUUUGAUCACCUACAUGAUCAUCCUGUACACCUACAUCUGCUUCCGGCGGGCCAUGAUCGCCCAAACGGGUGACCUGUCGGUACUGCCGUUUCGCACACCCUUCCAUCUCCAACCAUACGCGGCUUGGUUCGCCAUCUGCUUUUGCUUUAUUAUUAUGCUGUUCAACGGCUUCUAUGUCUUUUGGCCCGGAGCCUUCAACGCCGCCGACUUCAUCUCGUCGUAUUUCGGCAUCGCCUUCUUCAUCGUCACUUACGCCUUCUGGAAGAUCUUCAAGAGACCCAGCUUCGUCAAGCCCGCCGCCGCCGAUAUCUAUAGCGGCAAACAGGAGAUCGAUGACGAAGAGGCCGAGUUUAUCGCCGAGCAGGAAAAAAGACCAAAGAAAUUCUGGGAUCCCGUGGUAGACUUUAUUUUCUAG
Capronia epimyces CBS 606.96 is the source of this 1764-nucleotide messenger RNA. RefSeq lists its product as uncharacterized. Gene Ontology annotation, cellular component: membrane. Lineage: Eukaryota; Fungi; Ascomycota; Eurotiomycetes; Chaetothyriales; Herpotrichiellaceae. Gene Ontology annotation, biological process: amino acid transmembrane transport. The record is from RefSeq and is a predicted model, not a curated record. The transcript is spliced from 3 exons. Gene Ontology annotation, molecular function: amino acid transmembrane transporter activity. The coding region runs from base 1 to 1764 and encodes 587 amino acids.